This is a messenger RNA of Toxoplasma gondii ME49, 3492 nucleotides long. Its product is annotated as ABC transporter transmembrane region domain-containing protein. Gene Ontology annotation, biological process: transmembrane transport. Bases 1 to 3492 code for a protein of 1163 amino acids. NCBI's taxonomy places the organism in Eukaryota, Apicomplexa, Conoidasida, Eucoccidiorida, Sarcocystidae. Gene Ontology annotation, molecular function: ATP binding; ABC-type transporter activity; ATP hydrolysis activity. The record is from RefSeq and is a predicted model, not a curated record. The transcript has 14 exons. Gene Ontology annotation, cellular component: membrane.
AUGACGCAUUGCGCGACUUCUUCCUCUCUGCGGCAGCCACUCGUCGGCGAGUGUGGAGCAUCCUCUUCGUCGGAAAACGGAGAGGAGACGCGUUCCUCCCUUCCUCCAUUCGCCGGUGCGUCAGAUCGUGAAGGACCGCCAAGACCUCCUUUCCGAGACUACGACGCUCAAGCGAAUGCUGGAAACCUCACACUCGACACAGCCUCCUCAGCCACUGCUCCCCUUCUUCUGGAGCCUUCUUCGCCUUCUGCAUCUCCUUCUUCUCCCCCUUUUCUCCCUUAUUCUCACUCCUCCUCUCACGCUUCUUCUUCUGUUUAUCCUUCUUGGAGUUUCGCCUAUGACGGCUACGUGAAGGAGCGUCGGCGGCGCAUGCGCAUGUUGUGGGCGUCAGUGUCGGUGGACACCUUGCUGAUGGUCCUCGUUCUGGCGCAGGAGUGGCGCUCCUGGUCGUACUCUGUUUCUCAUUCUCUUCUCGACGUCGCGCUUCUCCACCUGUGUCGCUCUCUCGUUGUGAUUCUCUCCGUCCUUCGAGUCCGGCGCCGGACCGCCUCUACGGUGCACCCUGCCCCAGACGCGUUCUCCCAUGUGGUGGACUUCGACAGCGAGGGAGGUCGCCAGCUGGCUGCGCCGCGGGAGAAGACCCCUGUGGCGGGGGCUGCUCUCGAGGAAGGACGACAAAGAGAAGACGUUUCAGGGAUAUCCAGUGCUGUGUCGUCGUACGCGGAACUCGGAGAGCGCGCAGAAGCGGUCUCACGCUACAGGGGCGUCAUUCGAGCUGUUGAAGAGGCCGAGAGAGAGGCAGGAGAAGUCGCGACGAAGGGGAAAACCCGCAUCGACACCGCCCUGCGAGUGAUCUUCGUAUGUCUCUUGGCUGCCGUCCUGAAAGCCAUUAACCUGCGCUUCGAGGACAUUCUCACCGACUUCUCUCACACGUCGUCCUCGCCAGUUUACCGAAGAAACCAACAGGAAACUGGCGCUGGACUCCACCUCAUCGCUAGCUCCGGAUUCCAUCUGCUUCUCCCCUUCCUGGAGGUCGCGUGGGCAGUUGUCGCGCCCUUCUUACAGGCAUACUCUCUGUGGCGAGUGCGAGUGUGCCUGAGUGAGGAAAGGGCGCUGCUUCACCGUCGCCUUCUUCAGCUUCUUCAACUCGAAAAACGGGAAGCUGCUGCAUGCGCUAGUCAGCGGGAGGCUUCUGAACAGGAACCGAGGGAACUGGAGGCCCCUGCGGACCUCCAGGGUUCUGCCGAAGAGGACCAAGAGGAGAUCGAAGAUCUCAGCACUGUCGAGUUCCUGAAGCUGCUCCGGCCCUACUUUUGGCCGUCAGGGGCCGUGGCGUCGCGCGCGGAGUUCACGAGCCAGUGGAACUCUCCCUUCGUUCUUCGCGCCCUCGCCUUGUCGACGUUUCUGUGCAUCGCUGUGAGCAAAGUGUUGACGCUGGCCUCUCCCCUGCUGCUCGGCGGAGCUGCAGGAGCCGCGGCCGAGGCAGCGCGUUUCGCGGCAGAAGGCAGACACGAUGAAGCGACAGAAGCUGGGCGAAGAGGCGCUCUGUUUGUUGCCGCCUUCGCCGGCGCGGCCUUGGGCGCGAAACUCUUCAAAGAGCUGCAGGCCCUCGCCUAUCUGAAGGUGCAACAGGCGGCGUACGUGGAGACAUCGGAGCGAACUCUCCGGCACCUGCUUUCCUUGCCUCUUGAAUGGCAUGUGAAGAAACAAAUGGGUCACGUCAUUCGCGCAACGGACCGGGGGACAGAAGCAUGUUCCUACUUGAUGACAUACCUUUUUCUCUACCUGGUGCCCGCGCUGUUCGAGUGCAUUGCCGUCUGCCUGGUCUUCAUGUUCCACUUGCGCCAUCGCGUCCUCGCUUCUCUGCUUUUCCUCUCGCUUUCCAUCUACGCGUGGGUGACUCUCCAAGUGACGUUCUGGCGGCGCAAAUGGCGCGAGGCUCAAAAUCAAAGAGACAGUAAAUAUCACCAGUUGGCCAUUGACGCACUCACCAACUUUGAAACGGUCAAGAUGUUCAAUGCAGAGGACUACGAAGUUCGACGUUACGUGGGUGCUGUCCAAGAGUUCCAGGAGCUGGGGACCAAGAUCCAAGCUUCUCUUUCUUUCCUGAAUGCGGCGCAACAGACCAUUGUCUACGCAACGCUCGUGGGAGGUCUCGCGUUCACCGUUCAGGCCAUCGCCCAAGGGACGAUGAGUGUGGGGGAGUUUGUAACUGUGCAAAUGUAUCUCCUCAACGUCUUUGCGCCUCUCAACUUCCUCGGGACCAUCUACAACGUCAUUGUGCGCUCGGUGGCGGACGCUCAGAAUUUGUCUCAUCUCUUAGGCACGAAGCCGGGCAUCGUGGAUGCGCCCGAUGCGGCGUCCCUCGUGGACAUCCUCACCCGACCGCCUUCGUCUCCCGGCGUCUCGUUCCGGGAUUCAACUGCCUCGACGUUCCAAGUUUCCCUGGGCACGACGGCUCCCGCUUCUGCACUUCUUGCCUUAGAUGCUUCCAUGCCCGCACCUGCACAGAGGCGCUCGCAGGGGGAGGCCUCUGAUGAAGCCGAGCCGACAGAAAAAAACGAAACGCAACUCGAGAGAUUCUAUCUCCAGGCUCCGCUUCGUCCGCUUGUCGCGUACGCCGUCGGAGACGCGUCGCCGCCCUUGCCCUACGCACCCAGCAUCGAAUUCGAAAAUGUCUGCUUUAGCUACAACGGCCAAGGGCGACACCGACGAUCGAUUCGCGACGUCAGCAUUAACAUCCCUGCAUGCAAGACCUGCGCACUCGUGGGAAUCUCCGGAAGCGGCAAGAGCACCCUGACCAAACUGCUCAUGCGCUUGCUCGAACCAGACAGCGGCCGCGUCUUGAUCAACGGCGUGGACGUCUCUCGCGUCACUCAAGAGUCUUUGCGUGCAUGCAUCGGCAUGGUGCCUCAAGAACCAGUGAUGUUCAACGCCACAAUCUACGAGAACAUUGCAUACGCAAAGCCCAACGCGACGUUCAGCGAAGUCGAGGCAGCCGCGGAUGCCGCGCAGCUUCUCCCUCUCGUGCUUGCGAUGAAAGACAAGUGGAACACAAGGGUGGGUGAAAGAGGGCUGAGACUCAGUGGAGGCGAGAGACAGAGGGUAGCCAUCGCGCGCUGCUUCUUGCGAAAUCCGCCGAUUGUGCUUCUCGACGAAGCUACGUCGUCACUCGACUCCGUGACGGAGGCGGCCAUCCAGAAAGGUCUGCUGAGCCUCAACAGCAAUCGCACAGUGCUGAUGGUCGCUCACCGACUCUCGACGAUCAUGCAUGCAGACCUCAUUUGUGUCAUGCGCGGAGGGCGAGUUGCAGAAAUGGGGACGCAUAUGGACCUUCUGGAUCGUCAGGGACUGUAUGCAGAGCUCUGGGAGGCGCAGGCGAAGCAGGAAAGUCGCGAGAGCGAAGAAGAGACAGAGGCAGAAAGGGAGGAAAAGGACGAAGGCAAAGACGACACUGCGACGCGGCAACCGAAUGCGGCAGCGGAGGGAUAA